GGAUUCAGGCUUGGAAACAUCUGUUAGCCAAAUGUUACAUCCCAUAUAAAAUGGUGGAAGCAGCAAAGUCUGAGCCAGUGCAUCCAGACUGCAGAAAUGCACCCCAAAUGUGCUCACUUGCUUAUAGUCCUGAUCAUUGUGGUUCAUGGUCAGAAUCAUCCACCGCCUGAAGUGCAAUGGGUCAAUCUUUAUAGGCAAGGAUUUAACUUCCAGUGUUAUCCAGGGGAAGCUUUGGUCUCAAUACAAAGUUACUAUGACAAAUCAGAAGGCUCUGACAGAGUUUGGAGUUUCGAAUGCAUGCCAACACCUCAGGGUAUGGGAGAGGCGACAGAAUGCUGGUGGGAUGACACCCAACCAGCUGGACUUGAAUGGUAUCAUACUUGUCCAAACAAUGGUAUUGUAGCUGGAAUACAAAGCCGGUACUUUGAGGCUGUUCUGGAUCGAGAAUGGCAGUUCUACUGCUGCACAUAUAGCAGAAGAUGUCCAUAUGCCUGCUGGUUGACUACUGAUUAUCCUGAACAAUAUGAAGAAGAGGGACAUUUGGUGAUUCAGACUUAUGGGUAUUUCAUCAGAGGAGCAGGCACCACCUUUAGUGGUUUCCAUAGGGACCGUCAGUGGAAAUAUGUAAUCUGCAGGAUGACAGAUUUUGACUGUGAUUAUGAUAACCUGUAGGAAUCAUAUGUUGAAUGCUUAAAACCAACUCCAGAACAAAGAUUUAUUUAGCUGCGAUGUCUCUGUUAAAAAAAUCUUUUUGCGCUGUAAACUAUACAUAGUUUAUUUAAAAUAUAAAAGGUGCAGAAUGUAUGAGUAGAACCAUCGUAAAAUAAAAUAAUUUUUGAUAUGAACAAGGUUGGGAAUGUGAUCGUUGUUAGAACAUGACGAUCUUUAACUGGAAAAUACAUGGGAGAUUUUUUUCUUUGUGCGUACGAUUGAAGAAUGCAAUGGAUAUUGGAGAAUCCGGGAGGUUAGAAUACAUGUCUGAAAAGGACUUCAUGCAGUUCUCCUCGGUCAGGGUAAUUGUAAGAAAAUUGGGCAGGUUGUUGUACAAACACGCACUCUAAGCCACCCAAGUUUCUGAUAUUCAUUGUCGCAAGACAAUACAGUACAGUUAGGUGAACUCAGAAGGAUCUCACCUCUUACCAAGAUCUACUAUUUUAUUGGCUUGAGAGUCAAAGUUUGUUUCGCUUAAUAAGCCUUUGUGGUUAUUAUCUUCUAGCUGAAACCAAAAUUUAUCAUGUAAAUAAACUGUCUGCAUGAAAACAUACAAUUAAUGGUGUUGAACUGCAAACCAAGUGUAGUCUGUUCAAUAUGUUAUCAUACUAGAUUUUGUACAAUGUUUUGUACAUUUUAAAGAUUUCAUAUUUUCUGAGAAAAAGCUUAUGGAAACUUGAUCAUUCCUCCUUGGUAACACAAGGAUAAAUCAAAUCGAAUUCAAAUACACAUCUACAAUAGUUAACCUUGGCCUUGAAUACUCAGCCUUGCUAAGGAUGCAUGAAGACUGCAUAGCUUACAUUGUCCAAAAAUAAUCUCGCAGAAAACGGCUUUUGCUUAUAGCCAGGGCUUGGAGUAGAUCAUGACAGUCUACUUCUUUGCCGAAUCAAAAAUCUUCCCUUUCAAUUGAACAGUCCAACCAUUUGGUGCAGGAAGCCAGGUCCAAGUGCCACAAAUAAACCCCAGAUGAUGACACAAAAUCCAAAUCUCUUUACAAGUGACCUGUGAGAUCUGUAAUGAACACAAUAACACCUUUGCAUAGAAUUUCUCUCCAGUGAUUUUAAGGACAGUUAACCUGAAAAUUUGAACUAUUCGCUGUAACAAUAUAAUGGACAAAAUAAAUUUAUCGUAAUUUCAUUGCUGCAUGAUAUCAAAGUUAUUACAGGAAUGGAAAAUAUACAGCUUUUAAUGUGGAAAGAAUGAUAUUGUUAUUGUGCUUUGGCAUGGGUAUACUUUGGGACAGCCUUGCUACCCUUCAGUCUGCAGGUGAGGUUGAUGAGAAAUUCAACACCAAUAGAGUUCUAAUUCUGAUCUUUUAGAAUUCCUAACAUGAUGUUAAAAAUUAUGCCACAUGUCUUCCUCAAUUAUAUGAAGCCUCCAGCAAAAGCAAGUAUAUGUAGUAGUUAUUCAUCUAGUAUUUCCAUUUAAGUGAAUGUUUAAAUGAAUGAGAAGAUUACAACUUUGUUAAAACCUAUUUUUGGCUGUAGUUCAUAUAUACUCUAUUAGUUCCUGAA
Stegostoma tigrinum is the source of this 2225-nucleotide messenger RNA. RefSeq names its product dermatopontin (gene dpt). Gene Ontology annotation, cellular component: extracellular matrix. The record is from RefSeq and is a predicted model, not a curated record. The transcript is spliced from 4 exons. The coding region runs from base 97 to 672 and encodes 191 amino acids. Gene Ontology annotation, biological process: collagen fibril organization. NCBI's taxonomy places the organism in Eukaryota, Metazoa, Chordata, Chondrichthyes, Orectolobiformes, Stegostomatidae. Gene Ontology annotation, molecular function: extracellular matrix structural constituent.